AUGGUACUCAGACUACUGCCUUCACAGGUCGAUAGCGAGCAGCAAGUAGUUCUGCCCCCGCAGCGGUCUGAGGCUCUCACAGAGACAGAGACACCCCGACAGACACAGACAGACCCCGGCAGAGACAGACAGACCCCGGCAGAGACAGACAGACCCCGGCAGAGACAGACAGACCCCGGCAGAGACAGACAGACCCCGGCAGAGACAGACAGACCCCGGCAGAGACAGACAGACCCCGGCAGAGACAGACAGACCCCGGCAGAGACAGACAGACCCCGGCAGAGACAGACAGACCCCGGCAGAGACAGACAGACCCCGGCAGAGACCAGCGCGAUGGAAGGGAAGCGCCUGCACACAGUGUCUGCCCGAGUGGACGCACAUGAGGGAAAAAAAAAAAGGGAAAGUGCUCGCGUGAAACCUGAGGAUCUCUCGAACGAGCCGCUCGAGGAAGCAGACGCACCAAGCAUCGUUUUAGCUGCGAGAAUGUGUAGUCCGGACAAGGGAAGCCAGUGGAGGGAGGAGCUGCAGCAUUUUCGCAAAGAUCACCGUUUCUCCAAAAAAGUCCUUCUCAACUGCUGCCUGGUCCGUCGCAUUAUCGCCUGGGCCACCCCAAAAGCUAAAGGUACAAUGACGCACUCAUGA
Molecule: messenger RNA, 642 nt
Organism: Knipowitschia caucasica
Lineage: Eukaryota; Metazoa; Chordata; Actinopteri; Gobiiformes; Gobiidae
Source: the annotation of a GenBank genome assembly